UGAUAAAAAAUAUAAAAUUAAAACCCUAUAUUCAAGAAAUAAAAACAAUUAAAACCCUAUAGUUUUAUACGACGAUUAACUCAGCAGCUUCAUCACAACAACAAAUUGUGGUCUUACUGAACUCAACUCGCCGGAAAACCAAGCCGGAUUUGCUCGUCGGAACAAAGAAAACCGCCACUCACUGAAUGGCAGAGAAAAAGCCAGUGAUUGGCCUCUCAUGGCAACCACAGUUUACUAUUCCAUCUCGAUCAAAGACUACAGAUGAUGCAUCUCAUGCCAAAUCUCAAACCAAGGCACCAAGUAGCACCCUUUGGAAACCCAAUUCAGAAUUAAUCAAUGGGCUGUUUGUUCCUCCGAACGAUCCAAGAAAAUUAAACAAGUUAAUGAGAGAGCAAGCUAAGGAUACUGCUGGGAAAAGUUGGUUUGAUAUGCCGGCUCAAACCAUCACCCCUGAGUUGCAGAGAGAGCUGAAGUUACUUAAUUUGAGGGAUGUCCUUGAUCCAAAACGGCACUACAAGAGGUGUGAGUCAAAAUCAAAGGCUCUCCCGAAGUAUUUUCAGGUGGGAACAGUUGAAGAAACUUCAGUGGACUACUUCUCUGGAAGAUUAAAUAAGAAAGAGAGGAAAGCAACACUUGCAGAAGAGUUCCUUUCUGAUCAAAACCUUGCAGCUUACAGGAAGCGGAAGGUUCGAGAAAUUGAAGAGCAUAGACGACCAGGCGGGAAUGAAAAGUGGAAGAUCCAAGGUCAGAGUUCUCGUAAGCGCGCAAAAGAAAAGAGGAAGUACUGAAUUUUACACACUUUUUGAAGUUAACCCGUGACAUUUGAAGUUCAUUACAUUCAAUCUUGUUAACAUGCCAAGAAAUUAAUGAUUCAACAUUUCACAAUUAUUGAGUUCAUGUAAAAAUAACUAUAAAACCAACUGGUUGUUAUAUGAUUUAUAUCAAGUGGGUCAAUGUAGUCUCAUGUUUUGUAGUAUGGAAAUUCGUUCUCGUAAUUUCUUUCAACUUUACCA
Messenger RNA from Cicer arietinum (chickpea), 1013 nucleotides. Its product is annotated as rRNA-processing protein fcf2-like. The record is from RefSeq and is a predicted model, not a curated record. Gene Ontology annotation, cellular component: nucleolus. Lineage: Eukaryota; Viridiplantae; Streptophyta; Magnoliopsida; Fabales; Fabaceae. Gene Ontology annotation, molecular function: RNA binding. Gene Ontology annotation, biological process: RNA processing.